This is a messenger RNA of Hypoxylon trugodes, 3050 nucleotides long. RefSeq lists its product as uncharacterized. The transcript has 2 exons. Bases 325 to 3027 code for a protein of 900 amino acids. The record is from RefSeq and is a predicted model, not a curated record. NCBI's taxonomy places the organism in Eukaryota, Fungi, Ascomycota, Sordariomycetes, Xylariales, Hypoxylaceae.
GGCUUUGCAUUGACCUUGUUAUCGAAACCACAUAUGCUGUUGUGUAGUUCAGCUGAGGCUAUUUCCAGCCGCACUGCUCGUAAAUCAAUAAAUUAUGCCUCACCUCCUCACUUAUACUCAUUCACUGCAAACAUUGCGUCUAUUAAAACCGGCAGUGCCUAGUGGUAACGUACUAUUGGCAGAUAACUGGAAUAUAGCACUCCUCAUAACAUACCGUUCAUCGUAAAUCUCGAGGGGUCGUUAUACUAGGUAGAUCAGCUGAGUCACACCUCGUCAAGGCGACUGGCUUGACGAGAGGACUUGAGACUUGACAUUGGAUAGGUAAUGUCUUAUCACGGAGCUAGUUGCCCGCCGCCGCUCCCACCCAGGAGUCCUAGGCCGGCCGGGAACGAGUCCCCUCAUUCUGGGAGCUACCCGAACUGGAACUAUCUGCCGCCUCCGUCUGGACCCCCUCCUCAAAGUCCGGGUUACCUACCGGAUCCUCAACCUCCACCAAUCCCUCCAAGGCCACCUGGCUAUGAGAUUGUUGCCGCACAACAAAGCUCAACCCAACAGCCCAUACUAAGCUUCCCAAUUCCUCCACCGCCUCCGGGACCUCCUCCAGUAACAGCAACGUCAACCUCUACUAGCUAUCCGGCACAUCCUUAUACACCUAGCCAAAGCCAAGACUACCGAUAUUCUUAUAUACCGCCGACAAGUCCUGGGGUCCAGGAUUAUCACGGUUUGACCACCAUUCCACCACCUCCUCCGGGUCCGCCUCCUCCAAAUAAUAGUUCCCUGAGCCCAUAUAACCCGGCUUCAUUCCAACAAUAUCAACAUGUUCCGCAGAAACCAGUCAUAAGCCAUGAUUCACAGCCAUCUACCGAUAUGCCCGCGACUUAUACGCCGAAUUAUGUACCUCACGCCACUCCAAAUGCAGCCCCUAUUCCACCGCCUACCUCAUAUGCUUCCCCUCUGUAUACACCCCCAGAAGAGGCACCUUGCAACCAGGCGCCAGAGACAUCGUAUCAUACGUUAACAUCGAACCCGCAAUCACCCAACCACGGAUCGCAUUUCACUCAUCCCCCAGUCACGCCAACGUCUCCCGAAGACUUGGAGGCUCGGUUCCAAUCUCUAUCAGUAGAAAAUCCGCCAGUGCCCAGCCCACAACCUACUACCUCAUAUCAGGGUGUAUCAGCUCAGCGACCAAAUUCGAACCAUUUGCAAAAUGCAUCUCCACCCGCCAUCCAAACACCUCAAUCUGGCUACCAGAGUUAUGAACGACCCACGGAAAUCUAUCCCGAUACCAGGUAUUCCGCCAGGAUAAAUCCGCCGGCACCUGCACCACCCGCAGUAACGUCCUGUAUCGACACCCCGAUGGCAUUCGCGACAACCUGGUACUGGCACCCGAAAGCGUCCGAGUUCCAUAUUUGUUCACGGUGUUAUGUCGACCAUAUCCACGGCACUAGAUUCCAAAACUCCUUCCAGAGUAAGAAAUUCGACGAUGGUGGGGCACGUAUAUGUCGAUUCAGCAAGCCAAGGAUGAAGGACCACCUCUUCAAAGCCGCGCUCUCAAGCGGCUCCCUGGAUUUGGCACUAGAUUGGAUGCGUUCCCGUCUACAAAUACCGGAUUGCAAGGGUACGGAUGGUGUGAAGGGAAGCGCUGGUGUUAAAUGGUAUAGAGCGAAAUCGAAUGCUAUCCCCGGUUUCGUGACCUGUGAGGCGUGUUACGAAGAUCUUAUUCUAACCAGUCAAUUAUCUACCAACUUCGAGCCCACACAUCCGCAUCCCGUGGGUGAAACAUGGUCCUGCGACGUUGCGGUACCAUUCGUCGAAAAAGAAUUUGAGGCCAGAAGUAAACUUAAUGACUGGACUGGUUUCGCGAACGAGGCGAAAGCGCGCUUGUCGAUACCAGCUUGCCCGGGGCGCAAGGCCUUAACUUAUGAUAAGAAAUGGUUCAUACCUAAAGGCGGACCUAACGGAUUAGUUUUCUGCGCUGGGUGUUACUGCGACAAAGUGAUCCAUUCAGGCGAAGAAAAGAAUUGGGAGGUUGCGGAGAGCUAUACACGUUCAGCCGACAAAUACGUGCAAUGUGGGAUGAGCAUCUUCAGCAUUAAAAUGGCCAUGGCAAGCGCGCAAGAUUCUAAAAAUUUCUCGAUUUUCUGGACAGCUGUGCAUAAACUCAGUCAUGAGAAAUUCUGCGAAGACGACGGUAUUGAAGAUGGGAUCUGGUACACAUUACCCUCGGACCCCAAAAACUUCGGUAUAUGCGCUGGCUGUUUCGUAGCGAUUGCCGAACCGCUGAACAUAGCGCAAUUCUUUAGGCGAAAAGGCGAUGCACAGCCCGCUGGAACGAAAUGGCGGUGCUGCUUCAGCGUUGCGAAUCCUCGUUUCGGACAAUAUAUCAAACAACUUCUGCAAUUGUAUUACACGCUUGAUCCGACGCCGUUUGAUAAUUUCGCUUCGGUUUAUUCGUCUGUACCGACAUGUCCGCGUGAUGAAGAUGCGAAAAAUAGGCGAUGGUUUGGAUGGUUGGAUUGCACCAUAUGCCCAGAGUGUCAUCACGGAUUUGCGCGACACACGGAGUUAGCAGCGAAAAUGGACCUUAAUGAUACGCUGCUGGAAAACUCGGUAAUGUGCGAAAUGUAUAGCCCGCGCAUGCGUAACUUGUAUAAGGAAUGCAGCGAGGCAUCGCCGCCGGAGCCAGUACCGCUUCUUACAUAUUCGGCGCAACGACGAUUAGUAUGGGCGGAAACAGUUCCGCAAAUGAAAAUGAUGUUGUUCAGGGCUAAGAUGGCGUUGAAACAGCAGAGAAUGCUCAAUAUCACCAGCUCAUAUUAUAACAUGGCUGGGAUGAUGCAGGAGAGCACGUAUGGGUCUUCAUAUUCGUAUGGUGCUGCUGGUGUGGGAUAUGGUUAUGCGAACAUGAAUCUGUUACAGGGCGCCAUGUACAGUCAACAAGCCCAGAACGUAUCUGCUAGUGUUACUAAUGGUAGCGCUGUGUUCGUUAUUGGACAGUUAGAACAACGCUGGAGGGCGGUUGAAUAGGGGAUAACAAUUAGCUUAUUAGU